Messenger RNA from Peniophora sp. CBMAI 1063, 1167 nucleotides. Lineage: Eukaryota; Fungi; Basidiomycota; Agaricomycetes; Russulales; Peniophoraceae. The record is from the annotation of a GenBank genome assembly.
AUGCGCACGUUGGGUUCGCGGGUUCUUCUGGGUUCUGUGGUCGCCGCUUCUUUGGUACACGCGUCUCCGUCUAACCGCCUGACCCCGCGCGCACCGCGAGCCAUCUCUGUCGCUUCAGUGACCGAGUUGGGUGCCAUAUCUCAAAAUAGCGUUGUCAAAGCGCGUGAUAAUGGCCAGAGUGCCUUGGUGAACGGGGUAUCAUACUGGUUCUUCGACGAUACCAGUAUGACGAAUGGCUUCCUGGAUAAUACCGCUGCUGCGACAAGCGAUCUUGAUGCGUCGGACAACAUCGUUCUUACAAGCGCGGAUUGGACAAGCACUUCGCACACGGGUACCCCGGGACAAACCAUCCCGCCGACACAAGCCGAGACAGACUUCCAGAACGCACAUGCUACGUCUACGGGCUGCACUGGCUCGAGCGACCCAUACUGCGGUGCAACAUACGCGAUAUGGCCAGGCGCGGUUCUCGCGGACCCCGACAACAAUCGCGUUCUGGUGGGAUAUCAGAAGCUCUGCCGUGGCUCGCAGGGAUCGUCGUGCGCUUCUACCUCGCUCUCUGGAGAGGUGCUGGGGUGGGGAUGGUAUGAGACGGUCUUGUCGUUGGGUCUGGGCGCACGAUUGGAGCCAAGUACGGGUGGCUUGACAGAUCUCACGGGCGUCAAGGAUCCGGCUCUCUUCGGUGGAGCGGAUAGCAUCCAAUUCGCCAACGGAGCUGUCUCAUACAACGACUAUGCUUACAUGUAUGGUGGAGGCAAUGUCUUGACGGGCGCGUAUCUUGCGAGGGCGCCGAUGAGCGACUUCACCAACUUGGCUGCGUGGACAUACUGGGACGGAAGCUCGUAUCAGUCGGACGUGAGCAAGGUUGCAGGGACAAUCACUCCCGGCGCCGCGGGGAACACGGUCUUCUACAGCGCAGCACUCGGCGGCUUCUACAACGUCUUCAUGCCCUUUGGGUCCAGCACGGCGUACAUGCAGUCUGCCUCGGCUCCUGAGGGUCCUUGGUCUUCGGACGUGGAGAUCUUCACCUCGGUCGAGUCCAAUGGGGAGACGAACUAUGCUUGCUUCGCUCACCCGGAGUAUGCUUCCUCGGAUGGUAAGACGCAGUACAUAUCGUACUACCAGACAGGCUCGGGCGCCCAGCGUCUAGUGAAACUCGUCUUGAAUUGA